This is a messenger RNA of Physeter macrocephalus (sperm whale), 3617 nucleotides long. RefSeq names its product inhibitor of nuclear factor kappa B kinase subunit beta (gene IKBKB). The record is from RefSeq and is a predicted model, not a curated record. Gene Ontology annotation, biological process: positive regulation of transcription by RNA polymerase II; peptidyl-serine phosphorylation; tumor necrosis factor-mediated signaling pathway. Gene Ontology annotation, cellular component: IkappaB kinase complex; cytoplasm. Gene Ontology annotation, molecular function: IkappaB kinase activity; protein binding; ATP binding. The coding region runs from base 382 to 2697 and encodes 771 amino acids. NCBI's taxonomy places the organism in Eukaryota, Metazoa, Chordata, Mammalia, Artiodactyla, Physeteridae. The transcript has 21 exons.
UGAGUCAGGGGUUCCUGGGCGGGGGGAGCUGGGAGGCCCCGGAGUCUGGCCCCGGCGGGGUGGUGUUGGGUGGCGGCCGCGAGGCGGGGGCCCGGGACGGGGCGGUGAUUCGUCCGCGCCGCGGUGACGCAGGGACCGCGGGGAGCUGGGAGGGGAGGCGCCCCGGCCAGCGGUCAGGGCGCCCGGGCGGGGUCCCGGCUGGGGAUUCCCUUGCAGGUCCUGGGCAGUGAGGCGCCCUGUCCUUUGAGGGACUCUCCUCCCUGCUGCUUCCAUACAGCUUGGGGAGGGGGUGUUGUUGGAGGGGCUGCGAAAGGCUGGAGUUGGCUACCAAAACCAAACCAAACAACCUGGUUUAUGUACGAGAGUUAGCAGGACAUCAGUAUGAGCUGGUCACCUUCCCUGCCAACCCAGACAUGCGGGGCCUGGGAAAUGAAAGAACGGCUUGGGACAGGGGGAUUUGGGAACGUCAUCCGAUGGCAUAACCAGGAAACGGGCGAGCAGAUCGCUAUCAAGCAGUGCCGGCAGGAGCUUAGUCCCCGGAACCGCGAGCGCUGGUGCCUGGAGAUCCAGAUCAUGAGGAGGCUGAACCACCCCAACGUGGUGGCCGCCCGGGACGUCCCUGAGGGCAUGCAGAGCCUGGCUCCCAACGACCUGCCCCUGCUGGCCAUGGAGUACUGCCAGGGAGGGGACCUGCGGAAGUACCUGAACCAGUUUGAGAACUGCUGUGGCCUGCGGGAAGGAGCCAUCCUCACCCUGCUGAGCGACAUCGCCUCUGCACUUAGAUACCUUCACGAAAACAGGAUCAUCCAUCGGGAUCUAAAGCCAGAAAACAUCGUCCUGCAGCAAGGGGAACAGAGAUUGAUACACAAAAUUAUUGACCUAGGAUAUGCCAAGGAGCUGGACCAGGGUAGUCUGUGCACUUCCUUUGUGGGGACCCUGCAGUACCUGGCCCCUGAGCUGCUAGAGCAGCAGAAGUACACGGUGACCGUGGACUACUGGAGCUUCGGCACCUUGGCCUUCGAGUGUAUCACGGGCUUUCGGCCCUUCCUGCCCAACUGGCAGCCCGUGCAGUGGCACUCCAAAGUCCGGCAGAAGAGUGAGAUGGACAUCGUGGUGAGUGAGGACCUGAACGGAGCCGUGAAGUUCUCCAGCUCGUUACCCCACCCGAGCAACCUCAACAGCGUCCUGGCCCAGCGGCUGGAGAAGUGGCUGCAGCUGAUGCUGAUGUGGCACCCCCGACAGAGGGGCACCGACCCCAUCUACGGGCCCAAUGGCUGCUUCAAGGCCCUGGAUGACAUCUUAAACUUGAAGCUGGUUCACGUCUUGAACAUGGUCACGGGCACCAUUCACACCUACCCCGUGGCAGAGGACGAGAGUCUGCCUAGCUUGAAGGCCCGGAUCCAGCAGGACACAGGCAUCCCCGAGGAGGACCAGGAGCUGCUGCAGGAAGCGGGUCUGGCCUUGACCCCCGACAAGCCCGCCGCUCAGUGCACCUCCGACGGCAAGCUGAACGAGGGCCGCACCCUGGACAUGGAUCUCGUUUUCCUCUUUGACAACAGCAGGGUCGCCUAUGAGACCCAGAUCUCCCCACGGCCCCAGCCUGAAAGCGUCAGCUGUAUCUUGCAAGAGCCCAAGAGGAGCCUCCCGUUCUUCCAGCUGAGGAAGGUGUGGGGUCAGGUCUGGCACAGCAUCCAGGCCCUGAAGGAGGACUGCGGCCGCCUGCAGCAGGGCCAGCGCGCCGCCAUGAUGAAUCUGCUCCGGAACAACAGCUGCCUCUCCAAGAUGAAGAAUUCCAUGGCCUCCAUGUCUCAGCAGCUCAAGGCCAAGCUGGAUUUCUUUAAAACCAGCAUCCAGAUUGACCUGGAGAAGUACAGCGAGCAGAAGGAGUUUGGGAUCACGUCAGACAAGCUGCUGCUGGCCUGGAGGGAGAUGGAGCAGGCCGUGGAGCUCUGUGGACGGGAGAACGAGGUGAAGCACUUGGUGGAGCGGAUGAUGGCGCUGCAGACCGACAUCGUGGACCUGCAGCGCAGCCCCCUGGGCCGGAAGCAGGGCGGGACGCUGGACGACCUAGAAGAGCAGGCGCGGGAGCUUUACCGGAGGCUGAGGGAGAAGCCCCGAGACCAGCGAACUGACGGCGACAGUCAGGAAAUGGUACGGCUGCUCCUGCAGGCAAUCCAAGGCUUUGAGAAGAAAGUGCGAGUGAUCUAUACGCAGCUCAGUAAGACUGUGGUCUGCAAGCAGAAGGCCCUGGAGCUGCUGCCCAAGGUGGAGGAGGUGGUGAGCUUAAUGGGCGAGGAUGAGAAGACUGUGGUUCGGCUGCAGGAGAAGCGACAGAAGGAGCUCUGGAACCUCCUGAAGGUCGCUUGUAGCAAGGUCCGAGGUCCCGUCAGCGGAAGUCCGGACAGCAUGAACACGUCCCGCCUGAGUCACCCCAGCCAGCUGCUGUCGCAGCCUUGCCCAGCCCCUGACAGCUUACCCGAGGCCGUCAAGAAGAGCGAAGACCUCGUGGCUGAAGCACACGCCCUGUGCGCGCAGCUGGAAAACGCCCUGCAGGACACCAUGAAGGAGCAGGACCAGAGCUUAAGGGUAAUGGCCCGUGGGAGCCCCCGCUGCUCCACGCCCUUCCUUCCUACAGCAAACGAGAAAAAGCAGAUCGAAAGGUGGUGCCGUGCUUCCUCGAUCUCAGUGUACACUUAGGAUGUUCUAGUACAUACUUCUUAUUCACCAUGAUAACAGUGCUGAUGACUGUUGAAUGUGUGCAGGUACUUUAUGUGCAUUAUCUCAUUUCAUCCUUGCUACGCUUGCUCCUUACGAAGAAGGUAGCGUCAUUGUGAGAAGGCCUCUCCCCUGCUGCACCUUCCGUACAAUUGCCGGGCAUCUGUGUGUGGGGUGCAGUGCUGGGCUCCAGGAACAAAGCAAGAGCCCGUCUCCACCCCGCCUCUCAGGGACUCGGGGCUUAGCGGUCCUAGUUCUAGGGAAGCUGAGCUAAAGAAAAACGAGUCCAGAUGCAGGUUCGUUGAGACAGAGCUGAAAUUGCCGAGAGGACGCUAAAUCAUUCGCUUGGCUCUUUGGCCUUUUCCUGCCGAUACAGUCACACGCUAGGGUCUCCGGAACUCCUUAUUUUGGGGAAGAAUCGGAGGGGAUACUGCUCAUUGUAAUCACUUCUUAUUUAUUCAAGUGUCCUUCUCUGGUUUGGGGCUUUCUGUGUCUCUUCUUGCUGUUCUUCCUCGUCUGAGCCGUGUAUAUUUCGAUCCUUUCACUGCCCGUUUGCACUUCUGCCAGAGGAAAAGGAAGUCUGACCAGGCCAUCUCACCUGGUGAGGUUGGAGGUCAAGAGCUGAGUUUAGCCCAGGGUACCAGCUGCCCGCAGUGAGCAUGAACCAGUGCUGUGAGCUGCAGUAAUAAUACUUAGAUCACCUUCCCGGAAUCUCAGGGCUCCAAGCCCAUCCGAAGAAGAGCUCCGGCACGGUUUUGCAGACGUAGCUCUAGCUCAAGGGUACCCUGCAGAAACAAGACUGUCUUAAUGAGAGGAAUUUAAUUUCCUUCUAAACCGUGCUGGUUGCCUCCCGAAGAAGGCAGAUGUCUAGGUGGCCACGGUGUCUUUAACGUGCCCUUGAC